This is a messenger RNA of Papaver somniferum (opium poppy), 948 nucleotides long. RefSeq names its product 50S ribosomal protein L10, chloroplastic-like. The transcript has a single exon. The coding region runs from base 76 to 747 and encodes 223 amino acids. NCBI's taxonomy places the organism in Eukaryota, Viridiplantae, Streptophyta, Magnoliopsida, Ranunculales, Papaveraceae. Gene Ontology annotation, molecular function: structural constituent of ribosome. Gene Ontology annotation, cellular component: large ribosomal subunit. The record is from RefSeq and is a predicted model, not a curated record. Gene Ontology annotation, biological process: translation.
UAACCAUUCUUGUUCCCACACAACUCACUCACUCGCUCAUAUUUCUUUUUCUUCUGCUGAAUCAAAAUCAUCACCAUGGAGUCUUCACUCUGCACAUUACAAUCAAGUCUGUCAUCAAGUUUCAAAAGCUCAUUCGUAAUACCCAAAACCCAUUCCUCAAUUCAACACAACAAACAAAGAAAGUCUAUGUCUAUUAAUGCAGCAAUAAGUAGAACAAAGAAAGAAGAAACGGUAGAAACAGUGAAACAACAACUGGAGAACUGCCACCUUCUCGCUGGUAUCAAAUACAAAGGAUUAACAGUAAAACAAUUUCAGGAUUUAAGAAAAUCAUUACCAGAUAAUGUUAACCUAAUUGUUGCUAAAAACACACUAGUUGGUAAAGCUAUUGAAGGUACUCCAUGGGAAGCAUUGAAACCAUGUAUGAAAGGUAUGAAUGCUUGGAUGUUUGUUCACACUGAAGAAAUACCUGGUGCUAUUAAACCUUACAGGAAUUUCCAGAAAGAGAAGAAACUUGAAGAUAAUGAUUUUACUGGUGCUGUUUUUGAGGGCAAAUUUUAUGGUCCUGAUGAGUUUAAGUCGUUAGAGACAAUGCCUACAAGAGCUGAGAUCUAUGCUAAGUUGUUGGGAUCACUUCAGAGUCCUGCUUCAGCUUUGGUUGGUACACUUCAAGCUCCAGCUAGGGAUUUGGUUAUGGUUUUGAAAGCUUAUGUCAAGAAAUUGGAGGAGGAAAACGGUGGUGCCCAAUAGUGGGGUUUUAGCUUAUGGUGGUGCCAUGUAAGUUUGUUUAUUUUGUUUUCUUCAUUUUCUGUUUUAUUAUCAUGCUUAUCUUUUGUUUGCGAUAUUGUCAAAGUAAAUUAUUUAUCGCCUUGAACCGUUUUGUUGUAAUUUGAUUCGUAAUAUCGUUCACGGUAUGAUAUUUUGAGCUUACAGAAAUUUUUAGUGCAUUGA